ACAGCAGAUGCAGAAGUGGCCACCUGGAGGCGGAUGAAGAGGAUCCUGAAGAGGAAGACGAAGAUCUUCAAGGUGCUGAGGCUUUUUUAAUGGACAAUCCUUCAGACAUGGACAAUCCUUCAGACGGCAAUUCUCCAGAUGAGGAUUAUUCAUACGACGUCGCCCCCGCCGCUCUUCUACUUUAUGAGACCACUCUCAAGCUUCCACGUUUUGUUCAAGAGGCGUUGUUCAAUCGGUUGCCAAUCGGAUUUCCGUUCGCCGGCGGCCGAAAUUGGAGGCGGCUAUUGCACUUUCGGCGAUAUCUGGAAGACCGCAUGGCGGAGAUGGUGCAACGUGCGAUAACCGCCCUGAAAGAGAAGAGAACUCGAGCUAAAAUCGUGAACAUGCUAGCCUUUGGCGGACUCAGUGCCGCUUUCUCGAUCGGUGUCACAGCGGCCAUCACAGUGAGUGGCGGGAUCGUGCUUCCUUUUGCUUUUCUCGGGUUGGCCGCUGGGAGCGUAGUGACCCCUUUCGUUGUGAGCAUCCUCACUGCCUUGAUGUCCAAUAUUCUGAAGUACACCAUCGCCACUGCUCUGAACCGUGGCAGCACCGACGGAGAGCGAGCAGAAGACUUUGGCUUCGAUCCUCCCGACUCGACAACCCUUUUAAUAUCGGUCGUCGGUACGCCAGUGAGUGUCAUUAUCGGUUUCUCCUUUGGUGCCUCGCCUGCGAUGAUUGAAGCGGCAAGUGAGUUUCGCUCUAUGGUAACCGCGUGGGGACUCCCCAGCGGGUUCUUGCCAGAGGCGCCACCGUGGGCCCAGGGGGAAUCUGCCUUCCAGGCUAUACACAGUAACACGAACAUCGCGAAGGGACGCACGACUUUGAAGCUGCGGGAGUUUGCGGGAGACGUCAAAAGACUCGCCAAAGCAGCAGAAGAGGGCAUCACGAUCACCCAAGACGGGGACGAAGAUGGGACAGCGGCAGCGCCGACAGCUGCAGCACCAACACCCCCGUCACCGCCAGCAGCUGCAGGGCGAAGCAGCGAUCCGAGUGCUCCGACUAAGGAAGGCGGUGAACGUUGCGCCCAUGAUAACCUACUUUCUAUCAAUGCCGAGACGAGCAGAGAUUCUUUCGCGAGCUCUUUUCAAGGCGAUCCAUUAUACUAUGGCAGUUCGGUGAAGGACAGUGAUAGUGGCGCUGGCGCCAGUGCCGGUGGAAGCUCGGACGCGGGCGUCGUCGGCUCGCCACUGCUAACAAGGUGCAUCGCCAGCCUUCUCGCCGCCUCCCGAGGAGCGAUUGUGGAACAAAAGGCGAAUGGCAUCAUUGACAUUCCCUCAGGAGAUGUGGUCUCAUUCUCGUGUGGAAAUGAAGGCUCGCAGAUUCAGACUCCGGAAGGGGCGGCUGAGCCGCUCACUCCACGCAAAGAUAAGAGGCCUAUCAGAUGGGCCAAGGCGCGGCUGGGACAUUUGUCGAAAAGCUUUAGAAAAAUCAUGUCGGGGCGCAUCGUUAUUGACGGCCUCACCCGGAACGCGGCUUCGGCGCUGGUGAACCUGGUUCCGCGACUGGAGAUUGGCGAUAAGCUUCGCAUUCUUUCUCGCAUUCGCGAAUACUACGACCCCAAGCAAAAGAGUUAUGAAGGCUACCGCCGAAGGAUCCUCCUCCUCGACAUCAUCCCUGUGUCUUUAAUUUCUCAACGGAAAUCUAGAAAUUUAGACUUUGAAAAGUCCUACAGUUCUACCUCAUUACUUUUUCAACGGAAAAUAAAAGAAACAUCCAAGGAUAUGGGUCUCAGGAUCUUUCUAAUCAGGCUCAGCGUUGAAUCAGAAGGAGGUCGAGAGCAGGUUGGUGCAAGAGAUUCGCUCGCAUGCUCUUAAUGUUGAUCAGUGGACUCGGUUCGUGGGCAGCUGGCUCGAAGGUGGCAAUAACGCUAAGGCAAGUUCUGUAUCAUCCCGCGUGGUCCGUGUGAGGUGUUACUAUCUUGGGCGAGUCUCCUCGCUUAAAAAACAACUCAAGGGGGAUCUAGAAAAGUUAAAGGAGUAGAAGAAGACACUUAGCACGCGCUUAUUUAGGAAGAUGCGGAUGCAAGAUGUUAUAAAAAGCUCUCCAUCUUCUAAUAUCCGUGAAAGCGGAGCUGCGGGCAGUGCAAAGAAGCCGGACGAGGAUUACGAAAAGCGCCUGAAUGCUAUCACGCUGAUUGAGCUGACACGCUUAGCGCGAAGCGUGCAAGAGGCAGGCUGGCGGCUGCUAUCCGAUCGAACUAGAGCUAAAAAAGGCGUGAAAGAUGCUAAGUCGGAGGAAAGACGAAGUAGUGCCAGUAUACGGAUAUGCAAUCUUCACGCGUUUGCCCUCCAAACAGUUAUCACAGUGCUCUUCCAGGGUGCUGACAGGUGCACAACUCCAAAAGAGAGAGUAAACGUGCUGAACGUACACAUUGUGAAUCCACGCAGUGGGUAUUGUAGUGUUAAUCGAGAUUUUGCGCCAUCUGUACGUACAGAGAGAGCUGGAAAUAUUGAAGAAGCUGACGAGCUGGAACAACUAGAUUUAGAUCUAAAAGAGCUACAGCGGCAAUACAACACCGCCCUCGACAACCUCAAUGACUUCGCGAAAAUCCUCGGAAGCGACAUGAUGAUCUUUGAGGUCUGCAACGCUGCCAAAGGAAUUGAAAACGAUUUCGCUCGAGAAUCAAAGCCUACCACAAAUUGGUUCUCCUCCUACUUCGCAGCGCGUGGAAGUCGCACCAUCAAGGGAGGUGACUCGCCGUCGGUCAUUUCGAUUUUUGCGCCCACAAAAGUACCAUCGGACAGCUCACCUCGCAUAUUGGCGAAUGUCAUGGGGACUGAACGUGAAGCCGAUUCGGUCACGGACAAGUAUUCUCUCACCUUCCAGCAAUUGGCGGACUUCCAACAAAGUUAAGGCUAGUUUAUCACUAUCGUAUUCGGCAUGAGAUAUGCUGAGUGGAGUCCGACCCCCUUGCUUGAUUGAUAGAGGAAAAGUAGGCGGGGGACAAACAAGGGCAUCGACUCACUCAAUGAAUCAGGGACGAUAGCGAAAAACUAGCUCCAACAAAGGUUUAGUCAAAUGGUCGGCCGUGAGCUAGAAGCGCAACAACGACCUCGCGCUAGUUCUGGCGCCGGCGAGCCUCAAGGCUGGGCCAAGAUGGUACAAACAUUGGACAGCUUGCGCUUACAAAGUCCUGCUUCAUCUGAUGAAAAUGAUGAUACAGCGCCAGUAGUAGAGCUAGCGGGAGAGCUUGUCAUGGACCACACGAAUGGGAAAGUGUUCUGGAAUGAAUUAACCCGCAAGGACGACAUCGACAAGGACGACAUCCAGUACAAGUGGAAGUGUGUGCCAUUGCGUCUUCCUGUCUCCGCGCAGACCGCCUAUGACCUCUGCCAUGCGGUAAUGAUGAAGGGAAUGCAGGAGAAACAAGAAGCCAUGGUCGUGUCGGAUGACAAAAGUGGCGACACCAAGGCGGGUGUGUUUGAUGAAGCGACGCUGCAUAAAUACUGGGCAGAUUAUUGUAGGACGAAAGGCACUGAAAGCCAAAGCAAGGAAAAAUGCGAAGCGGCCGAUGAUGAGGAUAUCAUCAAAGGACAACCUUCGCCUCCUGCCUGUUGCAGAUAUGUUGAAGUGUUCCCAUUAGAUGGUAUUGAUAUAACAGAUUUAUAAUGUUAUAAUAUUUACGAAAGAGAAAGUGAAAGAGCAGCAGAAAAAUCAGUUGACGUGCAUCUUCAUCAUGAUGAUGUCUGUUCUUAUUCUUAU
Messenger RNA from Amoebophrya sp. A25, 3741 nucleotides. The record is from the annotation of a GenBank genome assembly. NCBI's taxonomy places the organism in Eukaryota, Dinophyceae, Syndiniales, Amoebophryaceae.